GGUACCUGCCUGCCAACAGGGGUCCCUCCCGAAUCGCGACGAGACAACGCGCAUGGAGAGUAAUCCCCAUCAAGCCAAACGGACCGGGACACCACAGCGGUCGAACAGUCGUCACAAUACCUGUCAACAACGAAUCGAUGAUUCGCUCUCCCUAGACCGCCUCCCCCAAUUAGCUAACUUGCGCACUCCAUCUGUUAUUGAGACAGCAGUGUAUACCUUCCCCGCGAUUGCUAGUCACAUAUAGUCGGCAAGUCCCGCGAUGGGAUUGAGGAGAAGUCAGGAUGCAACAGCGACGAGAUGAAAUCCUAGCGAAGAAGGCUAAGCUCGCGGAGCUCAAAAGACAGAGGGAGCUUCGCGCAAGCCACGCAACGACAAGUCGGCAAAGCGCAGGGAGUCCAGGCGACCUUGUGUCCCCCGUUCCAGGCCGAGCCGAAAACCGCCGCGAUAUCGAGACUUUGAUCAACAGCUUGGUAGGGGAAAGUAGACCCGGGUCUACGAAUGGAGGGGCAGCAUCGCCGGCUCGUAGGGGCAGCCGACCAAAUAGCGUUCUAAGCGCAGGGGAGUUGAGCACUGCAACCUCAGAAUUCGUUACCCCCGCCAACGGUCAGCCAACGCCCACUCCAGUUGUACAGCUUAGCCUGACAACGGCACCGCUUACAACGGUAUACGAGUGCCCGCCUUCACCCGUGAAAGAGGUACAUUCCUACAGCAAGGGGGUGCAGACGGCCGAAGCGUGGACAUCGCCGACUCGACCCCGAGCCCAGUCGCUCUCCGACAACGAGGACAUUCCCCCAGUUACAUCGACGCCUAACAAGAGGCUGAGUAGAAGGCAAAGAGAUCGGGAAGAAGAGUUGCGACAGGACAUCAGAAAGGAAGUGGAGGAAGAGUUGAAGGCUUCACUGGAUUUGCUCAAGGAUGGCGUCAUUCCAAACGAUGCCUCCAACAAAGCAAACUACCCCAUGCGCAAGCUCACCACCGAAGAACUUGAGGCCGUUACAAGUGCACCCGACUUUGCCGAUUUCCUCGAGAAGUCCACCAAGGUCAUUGAGCGAGCACUCGAUCAGGAAUACGAUAUCCUCACCGACUACGCACUACAAGGUCAAGACGUUGACGACGAAGAUGACGAGAGCGGUAACUUCGGUGGCAAGGGUCGCCGUAGGGUGAAGGAAGUGGCACAGUUCUUUGAUGAAAGGUGGUCGAAGAAGCGCAUGAUCAGCAGCAUCGACUUCUCACAUCAUCAUUCCGAGCUGAUGCUGGCCUCGUACACCAAGAAUCCGACUGCGCCGCAUGAGCCAGACGGCCUCGUCCAAGUAUGGAGCUUGGCCCUACGCGAUAGACCAGAAUAUGUUUUCCAUGCGCAGUCCGAUGUUCUUACAGCCAAGUUCUCGCCGUACCACCAGAACCUCAUCAUCGGCGGCACUUACAGCGGUCAGGUGCUCCUAUGGGACAUGAGAGCAAAAUCGGCACCGGUGCAGAAAACGCCCCUUACUGGUUAUGGACACACACAUCCCAUCUACUCAGUCGAUAUUGUCGGUACCCAGAACGCAAACAACAUAAUUUCUACCUCAACGGACGGUGUUGUUUGCGGUUGGAGCAUGGACGUAUUUGCCCAGCCACAGGAGCUGCUGGAGCUCAAAGCCCCACCCGGAUACAAGCUUGACGAUGUCAGCCCGACUUGCUUGGCAUUCCCUCAAACUGACCCAACCUUUUUCCUCGUCGGUAGUGAGGAGGGCACGAUCUUCCCCUGUCACAGAUACGACCGAGCUGGCGCAAAGGCCGGUGUUGAUGCGCGGGUCAGCUACAAGGGUCACACGGCACCUGUUAUGUCAGUGGACUUCCACCCUGCGCGCGGGCCGGUGGAUCUCGGUGACUUAGUCCUCUCAUCGUCACUCGACUGGAGUGUCAGGCUGUGGAAGGUUCGCGCGCCUGCUGCGACUUCAACCGCAGGAGUUGAGCCAACGGUUUCACCGCUCAUCGACUUUGUGCGAGAAGAUGUUGUUUACGAUGCCCAAUGGUCGCCGAUUAAGCCCAGCGUGUUCGCACUUGUCGAUGGUGCAGGAUGGCUUGAGUUAUGGGAUAUCACGGUCGAGACAGAGGAGCCCGUCGCGAGAAUAUCGCCAAGCUCCCGCAAGGAUGGUAGAACCAUGCUGGCUAAGAGCUUGAACAAGGUUGUUUGGGAGCCUUCCGAGGGUAAGCGUCUGGCCACGGGAGGCAUCGAUGGAGUGCUCACCAUCUUUGAGGUCACCUCUGGUCUGGGUGGUAGAGAUGAUCUGAAGGCGGAGGAGUGGACGAACGUGAAGAAGUUGGUCAAUAGAGUUGAGGCUCACGGACUCAAUGGGGCAAUGGUAUAGAAACCAACUUCUUUCUACGUACGCCCCACGUAUAGGGCGGGAGUUACUACUAUUCGAUUUUGUUGGUAAAAGGCGCAUGCUUUGUAUACCCUGAUGCCGUGUUGUUCUUGAGUAUGUCAAUCUUACAUGUCAUACAACCAUUCCUUGCAUCUAGCACCCACGACUUUCCUUCUAUUGUUGGCACAAGCGAGUAUGGUUGUUGGUGGACACCACCAGGCUUGGUGCCCACCCCAGAAAGCUGAAAGCGAUGUGCUUAGUCAUUCGACACAUAAAGGGCAGUAUCGGGGA
This is a messenger RNA of Colletotrichum navitas, 2639 nucleotides long. Its product is annotated as WD domain-containing protein. Lineage: Eukaryota; Fungi; Ascomycota; Sordariomycetes; Glomerellales; Glomerellaceae. The record is from RefSeq and is a predicted model, not a curated record. Bases 282 to 2351 code for a protein of 689 amino acids. Gene Ontology annotation, biological process: transport along microtubule. The transcript has 2 exons. Gene Ontology annotation, cellular component: cytoplasmic dynein complex. Gene Ontology annotation, molecular function: dynein light chain binding; dynein heavy chain binding.